Panicum virgatum (switchgrass) is the source of this 779-nucleotide messenger RNA. RefSeq lists its product as uncharacterized. NCBI's taxonomy places the organism in Eukaryota, Viridiplantae, Streptophyta, Magnoliopsida, Poales, Poaceae. The transcript has 4 exons. The record is from RefSeq and is a predicted model, not a curated record. The coding region runs from base 129 to 596 and encodes 155 amino acids.
ACGCGCGCUGCACCACCGCCCUGUCUGCACUGCACAAGCUCCCGGGUCUCAUUGUGUGUCCUGAUCUGCUCAUCGGUUCCACUUGGAUCUGCUCGACAGAGAAAAUAAGCUACAGCUCCAACGACGGCAUGGAGAUAGAGAGGAUGAUGGGGUGCCAGAUCCCGGCGUUUGGUGUGUGGAACUACUGUAACGACCUCUCCAUCACGCAGUACUUCGACUCCGCAAUGCAGGCACGGUUGAUAAAGCGCUGGGACCGCCGCGGCGACGGCUUAGUUGCCGUCGAGAAGAGCAUGGUCUGCGGCACACCUCUUGUCUUGUUCAGGACCCCGUCGGCGUCUUUUCAACGCAAGCCAGCCCAGAUAAAGGUUAUAAGGAGAGAAGUGGAGAACCACUGCAGUUCCGACGAGCUGGAGGACGGCGCCAUACAAGCUGAUGUGGUUGGAGCAUAUGCAAUGAAGCGUAAGGUUGUCUGUAAACCUGUGGAUGAGGACCUGUACAAGGUGCCUGAGCCUCUGCUGUACCGAAAACCUAGAAAGACGAGGAAGGUGGUCUGGAGUAUGUGGAUUGGAUGCCUGGGUCUGGAUUGCAUUGCUUAAGAAACUGCGACAUAGCUUAUAUAUUUCUAGUUUUAUUUCUUUAGUUCAGAAAUAAUUAUUGAUCCAGCAGAGAUCAGCACGUGCUUAUUCUCUUUGCUCUAAUUUACUAUGCAAUUAUUUUAUUUAUAUAUAUCUUUUUCUUGGAUAAAUAAUAACUGAGUAUGAAAUCUUUGAAACUUAGUA